AUGGAUGUCGGUCCUAAUGUACGUUGGUCAGUAACAGCUUCGAACAGAAGACUUCGUGAAUUAGAGAGACGUGGACGUAGACGUGGACGUGCUCGAGUGCAUGAUGAUGACAUGCACAUUGCCAUGGAUGAUGAUCCUAUACAUGGUGCACCAGUUAUGGAUGAUAUUGCUAUGGAUGAUGACCCUACUGGUGAUGAUGUUGACAUUGUUGAUGAAGAUAUCCUUACUCAGCCAUUUCUGGGAGGUCCAACUGAUCCAUCAAUCCUUAAAAGUUUUAAAAGUCAUGUUGCCGCAGCUAUUUGGAAUGGUGCUUAUGAAAGGGGGCCCUUAAAGUGUCAUAAUCACUCAUCUAAGAUUCGUUCGUGGCCGUGGUGGGAACAAGGAAACAACGCUACAUUUGUAAACAUUGUGGAGAUGUCAGAACUUGCACAAUUCGCUCGUUGCACGUACCGCUUUGUCAAUAAAAUUGUAGUGUCUAGUUUUGUUGAGAGAUGGCAACCGGAGACAAAUACCUUCCAUUUGACUGUUCGAGAGAUGACUAUCACAUUGGACAAUGUCACCACUAUCCUAGGGUUUCCCAUUGUAGGCAAAUCUAUUAGUGUGCGUAAGUUGUCAGAAAGGCGGGCCAUUGCAUUAGUAGUUAAUGCCUUGGAAAUUGAUGAGCAAGACGUCAGACAUGAGAUAUGUACUGCCGGAGGCAAUUCAAUGAGGCUUGAGUGGUUGAGGACACACUUUCAUAAUGUCAUAGACAAUGAUUCAAUGGAAAGAAUUACAUGUGCAGUGACAAGACUUGUACUAGGGUCCCCGUGUUUGUUAUCCGAUUUGACGACUGUAUCUUCAUAUGCUUGGGGUGCUGCUGUAUUGACAUACUUAUAUAGACAGAUGGGGUACGCUAGCAGGUCUGGUAUGAAACAAAUAGCCAGUUACAUGACACUUCUUGAGGGAUGGGUUUAUGAGAACUUUCGUGGAUUCUGA
Molecule: messenger RNA, 975 nt
Organism: Camellia sinensis
Lineage: Eukaryota; Viridiplantae; Streptophyta; Magnoliopsida; Ericales; Theaceae
Source: RefSeq, a predicted model, not a curated record